UGUUGUAAAACAAUAAUAAACAAACGUAAACUCUUUACAAUUAUCUGAAAAUUACUGUUAUGGGCGUAACUGUGCUGCAGCCGUAUCCUAUGCCUGAGGGCAAGUCAGGCGCCUAUAUAAUCGACCAUUUGGGUAAGCGUCUGCUCUCGUUGGGCGCCACACAUGCCGGUCAAUUCCUGGUAGACUGCGAGACUUUCAUCUCGACGCCGCAACACGGAACACCCACCAGAGCCGUACAUGUGCUGCACAACUCCGAGUGUCCCGCUUCGACCUUCUCCAUUAUAGACAAUGGCACGGGCAAACAAGUGGCACUGGUGGCGGACAACAUAUUUGAUCUGCUGAUGCUCAAGAUGACAAACACUUUUACUUCCAAGAAACAAACCAAAAUUGAAUCGCGUGGCGCACGCUUUGAGUAUGGCGACUUCGUUAUUAAACUCGGCUCCGUAACAAUGAUGGAACAUUUCAAAGGCGUACUCGUAGAGAUAGAAUAUAAACCGUGUAUAACCCUCUCCUAUUGCUGGGAGAUGAUUCGCGAAAUGCUGCAAGGUUUUCUGUCCAUUAAUGUGGGCAAAGAGUAUCCCAGUUAUUUUACCACACAGACCAUUAUGAAUGCCAUGGGACAGCAGCAGCUGCACAAGCAAAAUGAUAUCUAUGAACCAAUGGAUACUAUAAAACAAUAUCUGGAGCAAUUCACCAAUUAUCGGAAGCAUGUGCAGAUGCAUAGUGCGAUGGGUGGCACUGUGGGACCAGUGAUGAUGAACACGGUAGUGGGCAUGGGUCGUCCUUGAUGCGAGAUAAAGCUGGAGCCACCCGAUUUCAGCUAAGCUCCAGCUAAUGCUUUGUUUACAGUUUGGAUUACGGCACAGUGGGACCAGUUACAAUAACGCCACGCUGGAGCCCACUGAUACCAACUAAAAUAAUUUACAAUUUGAAGUUUUUUCACAUUUUUUUUUUAUUAUUUUUAUGUAUAUUUUUAACACAAUAGUUAUAUAUAAUAUAUAUGUAUAUGUAUUGGUAAUAUAUCUCAUAGGCUUCUUUCCAAAUUAUCCAAAAACUCUCAAGCAUAAAAGUGUUAUACAAAAAGAACUUAAAAUAUAAAAAAAAAAAAAUGCG
Messenger RNA from Drosophila busckii, 1113 nucleotides. RefSeq names its product mediator of RNA polymerase II transcription subunit 20 (gene MED20). Gene Ontology annotation, molecular function: transcription coactivator activity. NCBI's taxonomy places the organism in Eukaryota, Metazoa, Arthropoda, Insecta, Diptera, Drosophilidae. Gene Ontology annotation, cellular component: mediator complex. The record is from RefSeq and is a predicted model, not a curated record. The transcript has a single exon. Gene Ontology annotation, biological process: regulation of transcription by RNA polymerase II. Bases 60 to 788 code for a protein of 242 amino acids.